Messenger RNA from Babesia sp. Xinjiang, 3528 nucleotides. RefSeq names its product 50S ribosomal protein L7/L12 (gene rplL). Gene Ontology annotation, cellular component: ribosome. The record is from RefSeq and is a predicted model, not a curated record. Gene Ontology annotation, biological process: translation. The coding region runs from base 1 to 3528 and encodes 1175 amino acids. Lineage: Eukaryota; Apicomplexa; Aconoidasida; Piroplasmida; Babesiidae. Gene Ontology annotation, molecular function: structural constituent of ribosome. The transcript is spliced from 5 exons.
AUGGGCUCGUGUCUUCAUGCGGAGCUGCUAUGUGCGUUCCGCGUGCGUUUUGAGUCGGUCGUUAAUGCUUCUGAUCUACAAAACAGCCGCGUAUCUUUUAUUGAGGGGUCAGAGUCGUAUACAACUUCAGAGUUGUAUCGCUUCUUUGACCUGUCUAAUAUCGAUGUUUCUUGCGCUAGUAGCGUGAGAGAGUUACUGGACCGCGAUUUCGUGGAAAGCAUUAGGCUACUAGACUCGACUCCUCCUGAGAAUGUACGUCUAUCAGCAUUGUAUCCGUUGCUCCGACGCAUUCUGAUUCUAACUGAGGGUUACCUUCGCCAAGUGAGUAGCGGUUCUCGAUUUGAAGGCAGCGUGGCACAAGGUUAUUCUUCCUCGUUUCUGGACUUACCUUUGUACACUAUUUUGGACGAUGUGUACGGUAAGGUUUGUGGCCAUGCGAUGCAGCGCGAAAAGAUGCUGUCUGGAUUGUCCAGUAUAUCCUCUUUGGGUUCUAGCAAUUUGGAGAACGUGCUUGUAGGCGCGAGUACUUUAGCUAACUUGUUAGUGCCUAUAAUAGCGCAUGCUUUUGAGAACUCUGUUGCUGACGAAUUGGAGUCAACAUUGGCUGUAUUUACUUUCGGUGCUCUUCAGCGGAUAUCUGCCCUGUUUCUUUUGCUGGUAGUGGUUGACCAGAGUAUUAAUCCUUCUGAUGGUGUCGCACCUGAGAGUAAAGAUGAACGUAUUAUAGUCCUUUCUGGUGAUUUGAUUUCCAAUGAGAACAUGAAGCAUUUAGAGUUUUUGUGCACCGAGACGUUGCAAAAGGCUUUGAUGACCAAGGUUACAGAUCAUUAUUUGGCAGUGUCAUGGCAAGAGGAUGUAGUCUUACCAGUUUUACGUAUGUUAGAGAGUGCUUUUCUUUCUUGCGGUAAACUUGUUAUUCGUCGUGAGUCCCUCGCUGACCUGGUCCUAACGACUACUGUGAUGUUUGUGUCUAAGAUUCCUAACGACUGUCCUCCUUCUCGAAGCACUGUGGAGCUUAUAUUAGUCUUGGGUCGUAAGUUUUUGGGUAUGUUUUCGCAAGGCACUGAACAAGUAAACGUUGCACUAUGGUCCCACUUCAAUGCCCGUCUAUCGCAUGUAUUGAAGGUUCAGCAUGAUAAGGAAGCUGAUAAGUCUGCUAUUGUUGAAUCCUCCUCUAAUACGCCUACCGACCAAGGUCCAGGUAAAUUGGGCUUGAUCUCCACGGGGUCUACGUCAUCGGCAUCGCAAGGAAGUUCCAAUGCGUCAUCUCCGCGUCCGGUAUCACUUAGCGUGAGCGCUUUGGUUGGCGAGGGUGAGUUGAAGAGCGUAUUGAUUGCGUUUGUGGCAUCUUUGAAAUACUAUGAGCGUCAUGUUCCGGAUCUUUUUGAUAUCCUGUUUGGUGCUUAUAGGCGUAAGACCGACGUGGAGAUCGUAGACUGCCUGUCACGUCUUUAUGUUCAAUUCUCUAGUCUGGUUCAACUUGUGGAUUCGUUAUUUUACAUUACCCGGCGUUCUCCAAAUAGAGAGCUUCGCGGAUUAUUUGAUCAAGCGAUUGGUUCUCUGUGGUCUAUAAUCCAAUUAUUAGGCAGCCGGUUACCAUUUGAAGUGUUGAAAGCAUGUUUUUACGACUUGGGUAGCGAUUUUCAUUCUUGUAAUAUCGCUGCACAGAUAUGUUGUUUUAAAUCACUUCCUUGGGAUAUAUCUGUUCUUCGUGCAUGUUAUGAAGAGCAAAAUGCAGUUUACAAUUUUCGUGUGGAUAUGUUACGUGUUCUUUUGCGUAACUCUUCACGGUCUUGUUCGUUUUGUAUAUCCUACGGUUUAAAAAGGCCUAGGAAUAUCAGGAGCGCCUAUUUGACCAUAUCGUCUGUUUUUAUAUCUCGUUGGUUUGUGACAGAGCUUCUGUUUUGUGACAUUUAUGAGAACUACGGGUUGAUAGAUGCUUUCGUUGAGUGGUGUCACAGCGAUCGAUUGGAAGAGUACAUGUUAUCUCGGUUCCUUUGUCGUACUAUCGUUCGGUUGUCGAAAGAAGACGAGUCGUUUGUGGAUAGUGCACGUUAUCUGCUGGAUAUAUUAUUGGGAGUGUGUAUGCAUCAUGAGCCUAUAUCUGAGGGUAUGCUUGGCGUCCUUCGUCCACUUGACCCCGGUCGCGUGAAUGCGUUUGGUUGUCUUGGGGUGGUGUUUAGUAGCGGGUUGUUCACGGAAUGGUUGAUGCGUCAUAUAAUUAUGCCAUCUACUUGUGCCUUCGUGAAGAAUGUUAAAGAACAUCUUUCUGUUUUUUUAGGCCCUGAUGCGGAACCAUGGUCAUACGAGUGUUACUUUGUGGUUGAUGGUUCUGGGUGUGAAUGUUCAUCUGCCUGUAUAGUUGGCAGCUCUCAAGGUAUCUUACCAUAUCUGGAAUUGUUAUCUGUUAUCCCUAGUGCAUGUUAUGACAUUGAAGGUUCUGAUGCGUUAUCACGGAUGUUCCGUCACAUGCUUGAUGUGCUUUGUAGCCUCGUCGUGACCUUUGUGCAGGUGCUCACCGACCGGAAAGAUUGUGGCGAUAUCCUUUUGCGUUAUAGUCUUUUUGUGCUUUCAGUACGUCUUGCAAGGGUAUUGGUGUGUAUUGGUAAGUUUGGUCGCAAGGACGUGGAGGUUGUGUCUCUGUUAAAAUUAUUUUCUCUAUUAGGCAACCCUCAAGUAUGUGUGAUCGACGAUGCGCACAGUUAUUUGUGUGUGAUAUCGGAUGCUAUAUGUAUAUUUCACUGGAUAUUUGAGCAUGUGCCUGUGAAGGAGCAGUUACUCAAGUUGCACCGUGGUUUUUUGACAGUGUUAUUGUCAAAGAUGGGUCGUUUUCCUCUCUUUCUGCUUCGCCACGAGCUUUAUAAUAACGUGCCUCGUGCUAUGUUUGAGCAGUUGAGUGGUUAUUUUUCAAGUAUUUUAGAGAAGUCACGUUCCCUUGGUCUGUACUAUGGUACUCUGUAUAGUUUGAGCAUUUGGAAUGCUUUGCGUCGAUACGGUAUAGAGCGUGUUGAUUUGAGUGAGGCUUACGUUGAUCGUGGACUUUGUUCUUCCGGUUCAUCUACUGAUUUGCGUAUAACGGUGAACAUCGCGUCUUCUUGCGAGUUACGGGCUUCUAAGGUUGAUGACAUCCUCGCAGAGCUGAAGACCCUGACGCUGUUGGAGACAUCUGAGCUCGUUAAAAAGAUCGAGGAGACCUUUGGUGUAUCUGCUAGCAUGGCAGUAAGUGCUGCUCCGGCUGCUUCUGGUGUUCCUGCAAUAGCUGCUGCGGUCGCUGAAGAUGAUGACGAGGAAGAGAAGCCUCGUAAGACGUCUUUUGAGGUUGUUUUAUUAGAGCGUCCUGAGGAGCAGAGUGUGCGUAUGGCGUUGUUCCGCGUUUUACGUAAGGUGAUGCCGGACAAGCCUUUGACUGAGGUCAAGGCUGCUAUUGACAACGCUCCCACCACUCUUAAGGUUGUCGGUCGUGAGGAGGAGGCUAAGGAGGCGCUUAAGAUAAUCGAGGGUGCUGGUGGCAAGGGUGAAAUUCGUUAA